AUGGAGUACUUAGAAGAUAUUAAAAUUCACGACAACAGUGAUGGUGUCAAAUAUGGCGGGUACGAGGAUCAGUACAAACUGUGCAUAUUUGAAGAGAAUGUCGAUGGAGUUAAUGAACGCUACGAAAUGAGGUGCCGACCAGAUCUGCAAUGCUGUAAGAACUCGUGCUGUACGGUCGAAGAGGUCACCGUACCAUUCUGGUUAAUGAUUUUGUUUAUAGCGCUUGCUUUAUUACUGCUUUUGCUUGCAUUGGGUACACUUGCUUGGUGCUGCAGUAAAAGAAGACCAAAACCGAAACCUGUUCCAAAACCCAAAAAAGUCAGUAAAAAUGAUGCCCGAAAUGGUUAUAGAAGAAGCGAUAUGAGUUAUAACCAAGCCAAAGGUUAUGAACCUCUUCCAGCUGACAUCGAGCGAACACGACACAGUGACAGUUUCAAUCAGUCAUCAAAAACUAAUCAUUAUGAUAAAGCAGCUGAAGACAGUCGCUACGAAAGAGCGAUGCGCCGUGGAAUAGAUGAUAGUAAAUUUGGCGGAGAUAAUGCACAUGGAUAUUUAAACCCUAUCUACACACCUAAGAGCUCGCUCCGUAACACUUACAGGGAAAGACAUAGCAGCGAUAGACUGUCUGAUAUUGAAUCACAAAAUACUGUCAUUGACAGAAAUGCUGCUACCUCAAGUCACAACAAAGAAGUUCUUGUUCCCGUAGAACACACAAAUCAGAUAAGAAGAUUAGACGAAAAUCGUAGAUACGGAGGCAGAUUUCCUGAUUAUUCCCCUAUUGGUCAUGGCACACAGUGGCGAAGACCUAACGGACUGGGUGAUCAUGGUAUUGUUAAAGAAACUUAUGAAGAAAAGUUUGAAGAGAAAUAUUUGACAGAAGAAUACCCCGAAGAAUACGCGGGUACGAGACCGUUCCCGCGAACGUGA
Messenger RNA from Enterobius vermicularis (human pinworm), 927 nucleotides. NCBI's taxonomy places the organism in Eukaryota, Metazoa, Nematoda, Chromadorea, Rhabditida, Oxyuridae. The record is from the annotation of a GenBank genome assembly.